AGAUAAAACUCGCCACCAUUUUUUUGAGAGCACAGCAACGAAAAUGGCUCGUUUUGAAUUCGUUUAUUUCAUUUUGUCAGCUUUAUUCGGUAAGGAACAUAUUUGCUCAUUUAAAGUUAUAUGUGUUUAUUAAUAAUUUUAAAUAAUUAUUUUUAAAAAUAUCUAUACGCUUUUCCCUACACAAAAAUAAAAAUUGAGGGAGAUUUACCUAAGACUGAGCUGUAUGAAAAGUAUGGGUAAUGCUGAGAGUCUGUGAAGUAAUAUUGUAACACGAUGACUCGAUGAAUUCCUAGAGAGUUCAAAGAAACCUGUCUGAAAUUCGAUGUAGUUUCCAUAAGGUAACCCACUUGUAUUCUCUUAUUGUACAGUGUAGUUGCAUUAUAAUAGCAAAAGCUAUACUCGAAUGCUUGGUUUAAAAUGUAGGCCUCUUGGUAAAUUAUUGCAUCUAGCUAGGCCAAACGUGGAAAGUAAUACAUUGCAUUAUUCCUUAUAAAAUAUCUAUGAUUUUUUUUUUUUAAGAUAUCAGAAUUUUUCGUGAACUAAUUAGUUAGAAUAAAGUUAGUUCGUUAUCUAAACUAUUUUCCUCACUGCUGUUACCUAUGAAAGAGUAAGUUAUUUUUUUCUUAUAUGAUUUUUUUUUUAAAUUGUUGGAAUGUCUGGAACACUCAAGGGAUAUGACAUUCUUAUUGAUGAUUUCUAUAUACAAUAACUAUAGCUCGUCAAACAUUGACGACAGCAAUGCGUGAUCGUCCUAUCUACUAAAGUUACUUGACAAAACAUGAACUCAAGUAACGCACAUUUAAGAAUCCCAAUUUUUGAUACACACCCUUACCCCAUGAUACGUCACUGCACACUUUUUAUUUCACGCCCAUGAACUAUGUUAAUAUUAUGAUGGCCCGGCCACUUUUAAACCAAAUAAUUCUUAAACCAUUUUAAAAUUAGAAAGUUUCAUUUCCGAAAAUAAAAGAAAACAUUACGCACCAAACUCAGUUGCGUUAUUUAAAAAUUAAAUCAUUUAGCGUAGUUAUCGGGAAUUAUAUUGUGCGCUCUAUCCGGAAAUAGAACCAGUCACACCACAAGCAAAAUAUAUAUACAUGAAAUAAUUAUCUUCUAUUAUAAAUGCAUUAUAAUCUUCUAUUAUAAAAUACAUUAUAAUUUACUUAAUGUGUCACUGUUUAUUCAGGAACAAGCUUGUGUGAGUAUUGCUACUACAGUGCAAGUUACAUCUUCGGAAGCUACAGCCGCUACAGCAAGUAUUGUCCCUUUGGCUGCUGUGGUACCAGCAGCUACCAGUACUGCUGUGUCACCAAGUAAACACCUUUUAUAACCUCUUUCUCUUCUUUAAAAUUAGGGCAGGCCUGUAUAUAAUGAAAUCUAUUCACAUUGUAGAUUUUUUUUUUUUAAAAAGGUGGAAUUGAAUCUCUACCAUAUUUUAAUGAAGGGGAUAUAACGGAUAUUUUUGCUAAAAAUCAAGAUAAGAAUAUUUAAUAUAUGGGGGGACUAAGUAAUCCGAUGCAAAAAUGAUUGUAUGAGUAUACGUUAUAAAAUAAAUAUAUUCUAGGGCUUAAACGGAUUCAUUUUUUAUACAACAGUUCUCACUGACAGUCUUACUACGAGUAUUUUGAGACAUGGACCUACACCCUACCUGCCGCCUUUAAAACAAUAGGCCUACAUCCUACCUGCCAGCCUUUAAACAAAAGCCCUUAAGACAUACUUACACACUACCUUUCAGCCUUUAACUUUAAACUUUAAACAAUAGUCCUACAGACAGUCUUACACUAUACCUGUGGUUCCUUAUUGAUUACUAAUUACAGUCGCCUCUUCCAUAGAGAUUUUUUUACUCGAGUUCACACGUCACGCAUGACGGCCUUUCUCUUUCAUUAAUAUUAAGAUAAAUUAUGUGGAGUUGGGGAGGGGUCAGUUUCGAAGAGGAAGCAGGACACACCAGAAGCAAAAUAUAUAUUAGAGAUUUUUUUAGAAGAGAUAACGCCCCCAUUAGUCAGCACAUGAUGUACACAAUAAAAUAUUCACUUUUUCAUUCUUUGUUCUCUCAUUGUUGUAUGACAACUUAAGCUGUAAAACUAAAUUUAAACGCAUGUUCUUAAACGAGAAUAGACUCCGAAUUCCAUUGUGUGGCUCAUAGUCUAUAGACUUGAACACGCAGGCAUGGGUGUGUACCCGUGGUGACGUCUUACGACUCCAAAUGAAAUUCCCUGAGAGGCAAUAUUGACAAACGCCCUUUAAUUUAAAAAAUGACUUUAAAAAAAUGCCAUACAAUAAACUAUAGGGUGUUGAGUCACACAGCAUAGAAUUAUAGAGUUGAUGAAGAAAUAGUUAUACGUCAUAGAAUUAUAUAGUUGAUGAAGAAAUAUUCCUACGACAUAGAAUUAUAUAGUUGAUGAAGAAAUAUGCCUACGAAAUAGAAUUAUAUGGUUGUUCAUGAAAUGUUCAAACUCCACAGAUAUUUGAUUUGUUUUAACUCCAAAGUUUUUACCCAAUAUCAUGAAAUACAUGUCCGUUUAAAAAAUAUUGAGUUAUCUACCCUGCUAUGAGACCUACUGUCGGAAGCAGUCUCCAGAGAGAUAAUAGAUAUAGACCAAGUUGUUAAAAAGAGGAAGUAAUUUCUGACAAACACAGAUCUCCUGAUAACGACUAGAUACUCCGAAAAGCUGCUGUGCUUUAAACUCAACCCAGCAAAUGUCUAAGUACAUGAGUAACACAGAGAUUGCAGAGAGAACACUUCUAAAAUGUACACACAGAUAGAGCCCAUGCUUCCAGUGAGGAGGCAUUCCUUCUCCGCACUAUGUUUAUAAUACUUCAUUGAGACAUUCUUUCUCCACACAAUGUUUAUAAUACUUCAUUGAGACAUUCUUUCUCCACACUAUGUUUAUAAUACUUCAUUGAGACAUUCUUUCUCCACACUAUGUUUAUAAUACUUCAUUGAGACAUUCUUUCUCCACACUAUGUUUAUAAUACUUCAUUGAGACAUUCUUUCUCCACACUAUUUUUAUAAUACUUCAUUGAGACAUUCUUUCUCCACACUAUGUUUAUAAUACUUCAUUGAGGCAUUCUUUCUCCACACUAUGUUUAUAAUACUUCGUUGAGACAUUCUUUCUCCACACUAUGUUUAUAAUACUUCAUUGAGGCAUUCUUUCUCCACACUAUGUUUAUAAUACUUCAUUGAGACAUUCUUUCUCCUUACUAUGUUUAUAAUACUUCAUUGAGACAUUCUUUCUCCACACUAUGUUUAUAAUACUUCAUUGAGACAUUCUUUCUCCACACUAUGUUUAUAAUACUUCAUUGAGACAUUCUUUCUCCACACUAUGUUUAUAAUACUUCAUUGAGGCAUUCUUUCUCCACACUAUGUUUAUAAUACUUCAUUGAGACAUUCUUUCUCCACACUAUGUUCAUAAUACUUCGUUGAGACAUUCUUUCUCCUUACUAAGUUUAUAAUACUUCGUUGAGACAUUCUUUCUCCACACUAUGUUUAUAAUACUUCAUUGAGACAUUCUUUCUCCACACUAUGUUUAUAAUACUUCGUUGAGACAUUCUUUCUCCUUACUAAGUUUAUAAUACUUCGUUGAGACAUUCUUUCUCAACACUAUGUUUAUAAUGCUUCAUUGAGGCAUUCUUUCUCCACAGUAUGUUUAUAAUACUUCGUUGAGACAUUCUUUCUCCACACUAUGUUUAUAAUGCUUCAUUGAGACAUUCUUUCUCCACACUAUUUUUAUAAUACUUCAUUGAGACAUUCUUUCUCCACACUAUGUUUAUAAUACUUCGUUGAGACAUUCUUUCUCCACACUAUGUUUAUAAUACUUCGUUGAGACAUUCUUUCUCCACACUAUGUUUAUAAUACCUCAUUGAGACAUUCUUUCUCCACACUAUGUUUAUAAUGCUUCAUUGAGACAUUCUUUCUCCACACUAUGUUUAUAAUACUUCAUUGAGACAUUCUUUCUCCACACUAUGUUUAUAAUGCUUCGUUGAGACAUUCUUUCUCCACACUAUGCUUAUGAUACUUCAUUGUGGCAUUCUUUCUCCACACUAUGCUUAUAAUGCUUCAUUGAGACAUUCUUUCUCUACUCUCCACUUCAUGCUUAUAAUGCUUCAUUGAGGCAUUCAUUCUCCACUCUCCACAUCUUGCUUAUAAUGCUUCAUUAUCUUCCCCAGUGCUGGUUACAUAGUCGCCAUCGUUGCUGCCGUCAUCUUCUGUGUAUCGGUCAUUGUGACCAUUGUCUGCUGCUGUAGACGCAGGGCCAUGAAUACCCGUAUGACCACCACCACAGUGGUGGGCGGGCCUCCAACAGUCAUGGGUGGGCCUACUACGGUGAUUAACCCACACGCUACAUAUAUCACGCCCAAUGGUAAGACUGUCAGUGAGUACUGUUGUAAAUGGUUGGUCGGACAUCGCUACAUAUAUCUCGCCCAAUGAUAAGACUGUCAGUGAGUACUGUUGUAAAUGGUUGGUCGGACAUCGCUACAUAUAUCUCGCCCAAUGGUAAGACUGUCAGUGAGUACUGUUGUAAAUGGUUGGUCGGACAUCGCUACAUAUAUCUCGCCCAAUGGUAAGACUGUCAGUGAGUACUGUUGUAAAUGGUUGGUCGGACAUCGCUACAUAUAUCUCGCCCAAUGGUAAGACUGUCAGUGAGUACUGUUGUAAAUGGUUGGUCUGACAUCGCUACAUACAUCUCGCCCCAUGGUAAGACUGUCAGUGAGUACUGUUCGAAACGAUUGGUCUGAAAAUGUCACAAAGAUAGCGUCAUCAUUGACAUAGAGUAUUCUUGUUUGGACACGCAGGAAAAACUUAAACAUCUCCCCUCCCCCCCCCCAAAAAAAAAACAAAAAACUAUGAUUACUUGACACCAGCCUUUUCCCAGCCUCUCCCAUCAGAAAUUUGAAAAUAGGCAGUCAAGCGUACCUCGUCAUCAUUCGUCAAAUUCGAGAAGAGAUCAGACAUGAAACACUAUUGGAAUGGUAAAAUUUCAUAGAAGACAUUAGAACGUUAAAGAUAUGUUACACCUCUGUUGGUGAGAUCUCUCCAAUCCUGACACCCAGAAAUAACUUAUCCUACAAAAGAAGCUAGAUAACUUAAAUAACUUAUCCUGCAAAAGAAGCUAGAUAACUUGUCACAUGGUCUGAACGUGAUUGAUGUCAAUGUGGGGACAACUCUAACAAUUGAGUUGCUCAAAGUAUCCGUAGGAUUUAUCGCACAGACCGCAGCAAGGGAUUCACUAUUAAAUGUUAUCAAUUCAGAUUUUAAACCCAUGCUAAAUGAUAAAGUAAUUUAAGAUUUAUCUGGACUGCGUUGUUGUAAAAUAUCUAAAAAGUUUAAUCUGAAGUAAACAGCAAUGCUGUUUAUAUAUUAACACCAUCCCCCCCCCUCCCACCCCCCCACACCAAAAAUAUAUAUAUAUAUAUAUAUAUAUAUAUAUAUUUUAAAGUGAGUUUUCAUUUGCAGAAAAUAUUUUCCAGAAAAAAAUAUUUAAAAACUUAUUUAAGCUUCGUUUACAUCCAAUUCAAAUCAUUUGGCUGCUUAGAGUGCUUAGAGUGCUUAGAGUGCUCAUCUAUACUUCUGUAAAGUCGUUUUGUGUGUGUGUGUGUGUGCAAUGUAUUUUAAGAAACUUUAAAUAAUUGUCUUCAUUUUACAAUUUUUUUUUUUAAAUAUAAUUUUUUCCAUUACUUUAUUUAAAUUUUAAUAUCAAUCUCGUGGAGAUGUAUAAUUUCACUCCAGUUAUGUAAGGUUACAGGUCGUAUUACAAACUACUUCCUAGUUAAAAGUCCUAUUAUUUUAAUAAUUUUUUUUUUUUUAUUAUUUUUUUUUUUAAAUAUAAUUUUUUACUUUAUUUUAUUUAAAUUUUAAUAUCAAUCUCGUGUAGAUGUAUAAUUUCACGCCUGUUAUGUAAGGUUACAGGUCGUAUUACAAACUACUUCCUAGUUAAAAGUCCUAUUGGCCACUCAGAUUUUGUGUCCAGGGGGUGGGGUAUGGUGGGGGGGGGUCUUAAAAACGAUUAGAAAAGAAACUUGAGGGGGGGAGAGAUAACUCCAGCUUCUUAUCGAAUGCUUGAGUCAUGCAAGCACAGUAUGUACAAACGUCAUCAGUACGUGUGUCAUAGGCCUAGCCAGUGUGUCUUGGACAAGGAAUCCUGAGUUCAUGUUUUAUGGUAGCGAGAACUCUUUAAGGAGCUGUCUAUGGGAGGGCGAAUUAUUAUUUUUGAAAAGGUUACCUGAUCUCACUUCGAUUAAAUGGAGCAAAAAUUUCACGUCUCAAGGACGAGUGGAGGUCAUAACUUAAAACGUGUGGGCGGGAGGAAGGGUUUUUUAUAUUUACCGUGGCUUGGGGUGAGUUACACAGAAACCUUAGAGAAUCAUUAGUGAGGGGGAGAACUGGAGAGCUUGUUAGUCCUGUGUGGAACCGUUGAAUCUGUUGUGUCGUAAUUAUCCUAUCAUGGCAAUGAGUGUCGACUUGUCUGACCAAGUCUCUCACUUGAUCCCACGAACAGUAUAGCUAAUAUCAGCAGUUAAUAAUACAACCAACGUUAACAGGUUCGUAGCUACAUAGGAGUUUAUUUAACACUACUCCAUUAACUAUGGUUGAUGUAUAAUUUCAGAAUUGAUAAUCAAAUUACUCCAACCAAACACUACUCAAUACACAAAUUAAAACAGUUCACCCAGUAAAUCCACCAUCAAUUCAUCCAUAACAACAACAACGAGAACGAACGCGUCAUUUCCCUUUACACAAAUACGUCACAACACUUUCACACAAUAGAUACAGCUACACAUAAAGUCUCUAACUAAACAUCUUUUCCCUAUCAAACAUGACAACAGUGAUCUACACAUAACAACAGUGAUUCUCAUACCCUUAACCUCCUGCAGUAGAUUUUCGACAAAGAGAAAGUCCUUUUCUAGCGGAGGAGUGAGUCCGCUAAGAAACCUGUAUUUAGUCUUUAUAUAGUCGAGGCCAGUGUUACACUGGUGUACUUUGUGAACUAAUCUUGGACAGUGUAAAUAAAUUGGUUCGAUCUUGUUAAACUGGCGUUGAAGUUGUCGGUUGAUUAUCCACACGGUAUCCAUGCUAAAAACACGAAUACUAAAUGCCUCAACAGCCAGAAUUUAUAUAUAUCUAUUUCCAUAUCAAUUCCAUGGAUUGACGAGUUGGCACUGGGAAAUUUGUAACCAGCGAACUGAAGUAGAAGUGGUGGGUAUAUACAUUACCAAACUGAAGAAGAAGUGGUGGAUAUAUACAUUACCAAACUGAAGAAGAAGUGGUGGAUAUAUACAUUACCAAACUGAAGAAGAAGUGGUGGAUAUAUACAUUACCAAUCUAAAGUAGAAGUGGUGGAUAUAUACAUUACCAAACUGAAGUAGAAAUUGUGGAUAUUUGCAUUACCAAACUGAAGUAGGCGAAAUGGAUUUUAUUUAAAGAUUUAAAGGGAGUUCUAAAUUUAAAAACGCGUUCUAUUUACAAGGGUCGUUAGUUGUAUGUUAUUUGUUCUUCAGGCGUCAAAGCCCACAAAUAUGACAUUUUUAUUCAUUCUAAUUGUAUCAUACCAAAGACAUUGCAUUAAAUAUUGAAUAUGUACGUUUUAUUUCAAUUUUACAAUGUGUUCGUAAAGAAAAGAUAAAAAAUGCCAAAAGAAAUAUCAUUAGUAAGACUCAAAUAGGAGCAUAAGCCAUCAACAAUACUGUUCAAACUGUCCCUGACCUGGGCUAUCGUUGCUAGUUUAGCCCGUUUCUUUAUUCUCUUCACCUAUGACUCUACUCCCCUCUACUCCCCUCUGCUCCCCUCUACUGCCCUCUACUCCCCUCUACGCCACUCUACUCCCCUCUUCCAUGUGGCUCUUGGUCUUUCCCUUGUCCUGUCACCUUGAGGAUUCCCAUUCAGGGCCUGUCUUAUGAUGUUAGUGUUUGGUUUCCUUAAUGUGUGCACCAGCCCUUAAGUUGUAUUACAUGCAAUAGCAAAUAAUUCAUUUUAUUUAAACAUUAACAGAAUAAUUAAACUAAAUAUAUUGGCUUAAUGUUUAAAUUGUGAUGUUUGUGCAGCGUAUUCCUAAAUCGAACUAUCCUAAUUCCAGAACGGCCCGUACUUAACUUUAAUCCAAGUAUUCAGUCUAUUCUAGACUUAAAUUCUUAUUCAAUUGUUUCAUUAUUGGAUAUAUAUUUUUUCAAGCUUGACACCUUGUUUAUUUCACAGCGCCUCCGUCAUACCCAUCCGUUAUGUAUUCAAGCAACAACUACGGACAACAAGUGGCGAUGACGCCACCGUAUCAACCGUACCCUUACCCCAACCAGGCGGGGGGUGUCGCAUCAAUGGACAGUGGCCUGCCACGUAAACAAGACAACCCCUUCGACCCACCCAGUUACAGCUCCCCCGCGACGUAUGGAUUUAACUCCUAGUUGCCCACUGGAUUAAUGAUGUCACAGGAGUGUGCGUGCUACGUCAUUGACAUUAUGCCAGUAGUCAACUAAACAUCAUAACGGAAAUAAUCAUCAGCUUACAUCGUAUCGGAAAGUGAUCAAUGCUAACAUCAUAAAGGAAAGCGAUAAGUUGCUUACAUAAUAAUGGACAGAGAUCAGUCGCUAACAUCAUAAUGGACAGAGAUCAGUCGCUAACAUCAUAAUGGACAGAGAUCAGUCGCUAACAUCAUAAUGGACAGAGAUCAGUCGCUAACAUCAUAAAGGAAAGCGAUAAGUUGCUUACAUAAUAAUGGACAGAGAUCAGUCGCUAACAUCAUAAUGGACAGAGAUCAGUCGCUAACAUCAUAAUGGACAGAGAUCAGUCGCUAACAUCAUAACGGAAAGAGAUAAGUUGCUUCUAUCAUAACACAAAGAGAUCAGUCGCUAACACCAUAACGCAGAGAGAUCAGUCGCUAACAUCACAAUGGACAUAGAUCAGUCGCUAACAUCAUAAUGGACAGAGAUCAGUCGCUAAUAUCAUAAUGGACAGAGAUCAUUCGCUAACAUCAUAAUGGACAGAGAUCAGUCGCUAACAUCAUAACGCAAAGAGAUCAGUCUUUAAAAUCAUAACUUAAAGAGAAUCGGUCGCUAACAUCAUAAUGGACAGAGAUCAGUCGCUAACAUCAUAACGCAAAGAGAUCAGUCUUUAAAAUCAUAACUUAAAGAGAUCAGUCGCUAACUAAGGCCGAAAGUUUUGAAUUUUAGUGAUGGAUAAAUCAUAAUUGAACAUCCGUUCAUUUGUACACUUAUAACUAUUUAAGUGACGGAUUUUGCCCUAUGUUACAUAUAUUUAUUGUUCUCUCUAUGUGUGUCAUUUGUUUUUGUUUUUUUUUGUUUUUGUUUUUUUGUUAACACUUUAACCACUUUACUUCGAGAACAUUCCAUAAAAGUAAAUUGUUACACAAUGUGAUUUGUACAAAAUAAAGACUCUAUGGGCCAAGUGAUGGUUUGUUAAUAUGGGUUUCCUUCAUCUUUUUUUCUCUCAGUCAUCUCGUCAAAGAUAUUUUGUGCAUCAAUUCUUAUCUUCAAAUAUUUUAGACUUGUAAAAAGAAUGGGUUAAUUUUCAAGCUUUAAAAAAAAAAAAAAUAAUGGUGAAAUUGUACCGUGUACUUGAUGUGUGAAAGUUUGUUUUUUUG
This is a messenger RNA of Lymnaea stagnalis (great pond snail), 9587 nucleotides long. NCBI's taxonomy places the organism in Eukaryota, Metazoa, Mollusca, Gastropoda, Lymnaeidae. The record is from the annotation of a GenBank genome assembly.